UCUGCGCUUGCGUAUUGGUAUUUGCGAUAAGGGAUCCAUUAUUACGAUACAGCGCCCUCUGUUGAGAAAACAGUCAACUUUGUUUGUUGCCAAGUUACACACAUAAUAGUUCGCCGUGGCACGUCAGAGUCGUAUACAACAGAUUUCCAGCUCAACUUUAUACUGAUGGCCGAUGACAACAUUUCUCUUUAGCAGCUUCCAACUUUUGACUUGAAACAUUAAUUCAACAAAGAAUAACACCCAACCACUUCCACUAUGCCUGUCCCACUGGUUGAGGGAAUCGAAGACCACAUCAGAAAGUUUAUGCUUUCUAAACGGGUCCGUGUCGCAGAAUUCUUCAAAGAUUUUGACAUUUUGAGAAGUGGAUGUGUUACAAAAUCCCAAUUCAAGAGAUGUCUUGAUCAGAGUUUUUCCAGUAUCCUCUCCGAGGGAGAGGAAGAUGUUCUUAUUGAGAAAUUCAAAGACAAUAAUGGGAUGGUCAACUAUAAGAGGUUUGCUGAUGUCAUUGAAAGCACUUUCCAGCCAGACAACCUAAAAGUUGAGCCAAAGACACAAACGAUUGCACCAGAUGAGUUCCUUGGUACUACUCGUUCAUUGCGACCACUCAGCCCAGCGUCAGUGAAGAAGGUUCAGCUGAUCAUUCAGAGGAUUGCUCCGUAUUACAAAUACCAUGGAAUCAAUAUCAGUUCUAGCUACACUGACUUUGAUAGACAUCAUAUUGGAACUGUUACUGACAGCCAGUUUGCGAGGAGUUUUCCACGACCACCAGGUCUUGAAGAUGAAGAAGUAGAGCUCCUGAAGAAGAGCUAUUUGGACCCAAACACCCCAAACCUCUGCAACUAUCUCAACUUCCACAACGAUGUUGAGGCAGCCAAAGCUGGACUCGAGGAUGAUCUAUUUAAUCCUUUGCCUCAGAAUCAUUACAACAUUCCAAGAGUGGAAAAAGGAGACGAGGUACUAAGGGAGAUCUUCAAACGUAUUCAGAUCGCAGUCCACAAGAACGGAAUUCGAACCACUGAGUUUUUCUGCGACCAUGACAAACUUCGUAGCGGUGUCAUCACAGAGAAUCAGUUCAAGUGUGGUCUGAUGUUGUGUGUUGGUAAAGAAGGUUGUUUGACUCGCGGAGAGGUGCAGCAGCUAGCGGAGUUUUACAAGUUGCCAGACGGGAGGGUGCGCUACAAGGAGUUCUGUGAUCUUAUGGAAAACGCAUUCAAUGAGCCCCACCUUGAGAAGAACCCAGAGACGCGAGUGUACCGUCCGCCUCAAGGUCAACUCUCAAGGUCGUUGAACCCUCUUAGCCAAUCAGAGGAAGCUAGAGUUUCUACGAUUCUCAAGGAGAUGUCUUCAACUGUUGAGAGGCGGAGACUCAUGUGCUUCCCCAUCUUCAAGGAUUACGAUCGAAGUAAAGCCUACACUCGUAACAUCACACCGUCGCAGUUCCGUCGCAUCCUCCACUUCUUGAGCAUUAACGUCCAAUCAGAAGACUUCAAACUUCUAUGUCGUAAAUUUGAAGAACCCAAAAGUGGUGAUGUGAACUAUCCAGCACUGGUUCAAGCUAUUGAUAAAGACUAUAUUGCCUUCACAAUGGACUCAGAUACACCAGCUGAGAAGGAACCACCUCGGACUCCAUACGAUCAGAAAGCACUGGACACUAGCCAAGUGGAUCUCAUUGACUUAUUGAAGAGAAUCAAACAUGAUGUAUUGGUCAACAGAGUCAGGGUUUGCGAGUACUUCCAAGACUUUGACCCAUUGAGAGAGCAUUCCAUCCCACGUAGCCAGUUCACUAUGGGUCUGACAUCGAUGGGACAACGUAACCUAACCAGGGAGGAAUCGAAAGCUCUAUGUGAUUACUACACUCACCCACAGAAACCUCUACAUGUCCAAUGGAAACGCUUUGAGAAAGACAUCGAAGGUGUUUUUACUCAGGUAGAACCUGACUUGGAGAAGACCCCCACCAAUAAAGUCCUUCCACAUGAGUCUUUCCUCAUCGAGAAGCCAGGCACCAUGAACUGGUCUUCAGCAACCCCUGACCAGGCUGCCAUCGUUGACCAUGCCAUGGACCGCAUGCACAAACGCAGCGUCCAGCGACGCAUCCACAGCAAGCCCUGCUUCCAAGACUAUGACUUACACAACAUGGGGGUGGUCACCAAGCAGCAAUUCCGUCAAUGCCUGACCUUCCUGGGGCUUAACGCCUCUGAGAUUGAGAUGGAGCUUCUGGAGUUGAAGUACGCCAAUGCGAUGGGAUUCAACUACCUAAGGUUCCUGGAGGAUCUACAACCGAGGGACCCCCAGGAGCUGAAAUACACCAAGAGGCUUGAAGACCUCAGACUGGUUAACUCUAGAGUGGUAUCGCUAGAGAAGAAUCCACUGUCAAACUAUGAGGAGAUCAUGAAAAAGAUUAAGAUUAAGGUCAGUCGAGAGAGAAUCCGAGUCCAAGAGUUUAUUCGUGACUAUGAUAAGCUCCGUACGGGUCGCAUGCUGAAGACGACAUUCAGGCGAGCUCUUGAUCUUGCACAUCUUGAACUUCAAGCGUCAGAAGUGGACAUCUUGCAGCAAGUCUAUGAAUACCCACCUGAUGUUGCCUACGUCCAGUACGAGCCGUUCUGUGAUGAGAUCGAAAGCAUUUUCACUUUGAAGCAUUUAGAGAAAGCUCCUCAGGUCAAACCCGUCCAGUUCAAGCCUCCAGUUGAGGUCGAUCUGAAUAUCCUUGAUAAAGACUCGGAAAUCAUUCUUCAACGAACUCUGGCUAGACUUGCAGAACAGGUCAGGAAAUCGAAUAUGCAGAUGUACACAUUCUUUGAGGACUACGAUCGUGUACACAACGGCACAGUCUCGCGAUCACAGUUCCGUCGUGUCCUGAGUGAACUUGAGCUUGGUUCACUUGUCAAUGAAACCGAAUUCCAAGUUCUCUACCAGAAAUUUGACAUCAAGGUUGGCGGAAAAGAUGUCAUGGACUACAAUACAUUCUGUGAUGUCAUCUACAAAAUGGCCAAGAUUGAAUUGUUUAGACCAUAAAGUUCUUGUUUGUUAAGGUUUUUUCUCAAAGAGCUAGACUUGUUGUAAGCCUUCAUCACUACUGUCUGAAAUGUUGACUUACGCUGAGCAGUCAGCGAGUAGAAGUCAACACCUUUGUUUUGGAGGUAAAAGGCGUAAGGGCUCAGGGUGUUUGGGCUCAUUUAUUUUUAUGAAAAAGGGUCAAUCCAUGAGACAAAAUGUUAAAUUUAUAAAACAAUUGUAAAUAAUACAUGUAUCGACAAUAGCCGUGAAAUAAUUUCUGAUACUUUGUGUUACAAGGGUUGGUAAGAAUAAAAAUCACAAAGAAAGUCCUCAAGCAUUCUAUUUUUGUUUCUCAAUAAACUUUGCAAUUGGCUUAAGCAAAUUAUGACAACAUAUCAGACACUUUACAAAAAUAUUGAUCAGAAAUUGUGAGCAUCCAUACUAAGUUGAUAACAUGUUCAAAGGUUUCAGUUGAUAAACACUUGUGUGGUGUGUGAAUGAAGACAGCUUUAAAAAGUAGAGCGUAACUGUUAAGUACAGGGAAUUCUUGCUUAGCAAAAACAGCUUACCAGCCACAAUCCAUUAAGUUUACACGGUUAUGACUGGACACUCAUUUCGUGCUUAUAAUAGAAAUCUCUCAAGCAUUAUUUUUCUCCUAAAACAGCUUCAAGUGAAAUUAGGCCCUCGGACUCAAUGUGAAUGAAUACAACCCAAAAAUAUGUUAUUUUACCACUUGUAAAUUUUACCACUUGUAAUUCAAGCCCAUUGUUGCACCCCAACAUUAAUUUGGCAUUCAGUUUCAUUUUGUUUAUGUAAAUAAUUAAUACUCUAUUCAGUUCCGUUGGAUUUUGUUUUGAAAAUAUAUUAAUUUGUAAAAGGCCUGAUUAAAAUUGUACAGUACAAACUUGUUAUUUCAA
Molecule: messenger RNA, 3914 nt
Organism: Asterias rubens (European starfish)
Lineage: Eukaryota; Metazoa; Echinodermata; Asteroidea; Forcipulatida; Asteriidae
Exons: 15
Coding region: 256-3015 (919 amino acids)
Source: RefSeq, a predicted model, not a curated record